CGUGUGCUGCUGGCUCAGGCAACGGGAGUGGCUUUCCCUCAACAAGGAACACCACCGGAGGAGUUUUCUCUGACAUCAACCCCCCGACGUUCACCAACAACCACUCCCACCACUGGAGCUCCCACUGCACUCGUGACCAUGGCCGAGUCUGUCGAGGUGCUGGAGGCCAAGGCAGCGCUGCGGCAGUUGCAGGAAGUGUUCUCUGCCUACAAGAAGGAGCGUCUGGAAAGCGAUAAGGCGAUGAACGAGCAGAAUGAAAAGCUGCAGGAGCAGCUCUCUGACCUCCGCUCUCAAAAUGCCAAAACAUCAACUCAGCUAGAGUUUGCAUCAAAGAGGUAUGAGAUGCUGCAGGAUAACGUUGAGGGCUACAGGAAAGAAAUCGCCUCACUUAGAGAGAAAGAACAGAAAACGGCCGCCGCCACACAGAAACUUGAGCAGAGUGUCCACACGCUAAAUGAAGAUCUGAAAGCUGCAAAGGAGAAACUUACCUUGACUGAGGGUCAGGCUGAGAAGCUGCGCAAGGAGAGAGACAUGCUGAAGCUGGUGGAGUCCAGGCUGAACCAGGAGAAAGAGACGUUUGUGAGCCAACAGCAGAACCAGAACCUGCUGCUGACCAAUCUCCAGACCAUACAGGCCACUCUGGAGCGUUCUGAGGCCGACGCACGUCAGCGUCUCAACGGCCAGAUCGAAAAGCAGGAACUGCAAAUCUCCCAGCUUCAGAAGAAGCUGGAGCAGGAAGUGGAACAGCGCCAUCUGUGCAGCAGGAACCAAGAAAUCCAACUAAUGGACGUCAAGAGGCAGCUGGAGACGCAGGUGGCCUUACAUCAGAAAACCAAAGAGCUGCUGAAUGGGGCCGAGUUGGAGCUCAACACCCUGAGGAUGCAGCAAGGCCGCCCCGAGGCACGCCACACCCUGGGCUCUCCACCCACACCCGUCUUCAGAGGCCUGCAGGGUUCAGAUCAAGAGAGGGAGGAGCUCCAGGGCCGCCUGCAGCUGGCUGAAACCCGGGCAGAGGAACUGGCAGAGAGCCUGAGGGCCGCCACCUCCAGCAUGGAGCAGUACAGAGCCAUGGCUCAAAGCUUGGAGGAGUCCCUGGAGACAGAGAAGCAGGUAACGGAGCAGGCUCGCCUGUCAGUGGAGGCUUCUUUGAAGGAAGCUCAGGAGCGACACCGGACGCUGGAAGAGAAACUCCAGGAAGCAGAGAAGGAAAAGCAGGACUUGGAGGAGAGCAAGAGAAAAGACCUGGCAUCUCUAGAGGAGCAGAUUAAUGACCUGAAGAGAAGCCUGAGCGAUGCGCAGACAGAUCACCAGGCUGUGCUGCAGCAGCUGGAAGUAGUUGAAGCCCACAAGCAGCAGGCUCUGCAGGACCAACAGGAGCAGGCUAAGCUGGCCGCUGAAGCUCAAGAUAAAUACGAGCGGGAGAUGAUGCUGCAUGCAGCCGACGUGGAAGCCCUGCAAGCCACCAAGGCUCAGGCCCUGCAGGCCGCCGAGCUCAGAAACCAGCUGGAAGAGAAAGUCCAGAGAGUCAGCGCUGAGCUGCUGGAGGCCAGAGUCUCCUGGGAGGUGCAGGAAAAGAUCCUCAAGGAGGAAACAUCUAAGAUGGAAAGUCGCUAUGAGGAGCUGCAGAGGCAGAACACCCUCCUGCAUGAGCAGGUCCAAACCAUGAGCACCAAGAUGGCUGCCAAUAUUCAGCGUGCCGCCAAUGAGAGCUCGCUGAACGUUUCUUUGAGUGAAGAGGGAAAAUCUCAAGACCAGCUGCUUGAGAUUCUCAGUUUUGUUCGUCGGGAAAAGGAGAUGGCUGAAUCCCGGUUUGAGGUGGCGCAAGGGGAGAGCUUACGUCACCGUCUGAGAGUUGAACACUUGGAACGAGAACUUAGGGAGGUGCAAGACAGUCUGACUGCUGCAAGGGAGAGAAUGCAGGUGACUGCAAAGACUCUGGCCCAGCAUGAUGAGCUGAUGAAGAAGACUGAAACCAUGAAUAUCUUAGUGGAGACCAACAAGAUGCUGAGAGAGGAGAAAACCAAAAUGGAGCAGGAACUGCAGCAAACUCAAGCUAAGGUGCAAAAGAUGGAGUCGGACGUCUUUCCUCUGCAGCAAAGCAACUCUGAGCUGAGUGAGAAAAACGGCAUGCUGCAGGCGGAGAAGGCGAUCCUGGAGGAGGACAUAAAGCGCUGGAAGGCUCGAACUCAGAAUUUGCUGAGUCAGCAAAAAGAUUCGGACCCUGACGAGUACAAACGUCUCAACACCGAGAAAGAGCUACAUCUGAAACGCAUCCAGCAGCUCACGGAGGAAAACUCUCGACUUAAAGCCGAGUUGAACAAGUUAAAUAACAUGACAACGUCACUCCAGGGACAAAUGCAGAACCUGCGUGAAGGUAUGAGUAAAGCAAACGAUGACAGAACUGUGCUGAGGAAUGACCUGGAGACUAAAAACCAGGAAAUCCAAGAAAAGGUGCGAACCAUCACCCAGGUGAAGAAAAUCGGGCGACGCUACAAGAUGCAAUAUGAUGAACUAAAGGUGCAACAUGACAUGCUCGUUGCUGAGGCCGCUGCAGGCCCAUCCCAAGACGUCGAGGCACAUCAGGCUUCAGCUCAAGAGCUGCAGAGCGUAAAAGAUUCCCUGAAUCAGGCAGAGACCAGAACCAAAGAACUGGAGGGACAGCUGGAGAACACCAACAAGGUGGUCACAGAGCGGGAGACUGAGCUGCGUAACGUCCAGGAACAGUCGUCCAGGAUGCAGACAGAGCUGAACCGCCUGAGGCAGGAGCUGCAGGAGAAAACGACGCAGGAGGAAAAUCUGAGACAGCAGAUGGCCGAAAAGGACGAGAAAACACGAAAGGCGCUUCUGGUUGCCAGACAGAAGAUCAGCCAUGUCACCGCCACCAAAGAGCAGCUGCAGCGCGAGAACGAGGAGCUGAAGCAGCAGCGUGAGGAGCUGGAGGUGCGAGUGAGCGCUCUCAGGUCUAAUUAUGAGGGCCGUCUCAGCCGACAGGAGCGGGAGCUCAGAGACCUGAGGGGUCAGCAGGAGAGACAGGAGCAGAGAGACGAGCCCCCCGAGGCGGGGCCAAGCAAGACUCAAGAGCAACAAAGGACGACAGAACAGAGGCAGAUCAGUCUGAAGACGACCCCAGCUGCAGACAGGGGCAGCACAAGCGCCUCUGAGCCGCCGACCGCCAACAUUAAGCCGACACCUGUGGUUGCCACGGCCAGCAAGCAACCGGUCAACCCCGGCAACAAACCGACACCCCGGGCAAGCAUCAGACCGAUGAUAACGCCCGUGCCGCCGCCAACACCCACCGCCACAGUCAUGCCCACCACACAGGUGGAGACGCAGGAAGCCAUGCAGUCUACCGAAGCGCCGCCGGUGGAGCAUGUGACCGUGUACGGAAACGCCAGCGGCUCCGUUCGCUCCGCCAGUCCCAACGUCCAGACCACCUUGGCGGGCUCCAUGCUGACCGUUCAGCAGACGCAGACUCAGGCCACGGCGUUCGUUCAGCCGACGCAGCAGCAGAGCGUCACCCACCCAGAGCCGGACAAUCGGGAGCCGUCGCCUGUUACGAUCGAGGCCACGCCCAGUUCGCAGGUGGAAUGGCCUUCAACAUCCUCCUCCUCUUCCUCAUCUGUGUUCGGCACUGUUUCAGCGACACCUGGGACGUUGGCCAUGUCCAAGAGACCUCGAGAGGAAGAGGAGAGCAGCGCUGCUGCGUUCACUGAGGUGGAGGCGACCCAGGAGGAACCCAGAGCUCCAGUGGCCAAAAAGCUGCGCAUCAUCCAGAGGGUGGGACCAGAGGAGGAAGCGAUGGCUGACGAGAGUGCAGAGGCCGAGGGCGUGGUGCCAUCAGAGGAUGGAGCAGAACCAAGCCAGACAGAGUUUUCAAACCUCGAGGAAGCGGAGGAAGAUUCAGCCUCUCAGUCGGUCCCAGCAGAGCCGGCGAUCACCCCAAGUCAGAGCGAAACGCCUGACCACCUGCAGCAGGAAGUCAUCGUCAUACUGACGGACUCUGAAAGCGAAGAGGAGGAGGAGGAAGAGGGAGAAGAGCAGGACUAUGCAGAGGAGGAGGAGGAAGACGAGGAAGAAGAAGAGGAAGAGGAAGAAGACGAAGAAGAUGAGGAUGACGAUGAUGGGGGGAUGGAGGAGGAAGGAGAGGAGAGCAACGAAGGAAGCGGUGAUGGCAACGAAGUUUAUGAAGGAGACGAGACAGAGGGAGCUGAUGUCACCGACCCGGGCACUGAGACAGAGGAGAGCUUAGGGGCGUCAGACUCCACCCAGAGGCCCGCCGAUUCCCAGACACCAAGCUUUGAGGGAAGCCCAAUGGAGGCCUUGUCAACAGAACAGCCAAUCACAAGUUCCGGAGCGCGUAUGCCCCAGUCGCCGCGGCGACCCGUGCAGCAGCUUCUGCCCCAACUCAACAUCCAUCCCGCUCAGUCUUCAGAACUGGGACCAUCUGCUCAGCGAAUCCGUCGCCAGUCAGUGGGCCGACUCAAUCCUGGCAUGGCAAGCAGUGCGCAGCAUUUCUUUGAAGAAGACGACAGGAUGGUUCCCAGCAUUCCCAGUCUGGUUCCCCCUCGCUCAGAAGGCUUUGACCAGGCUAUCCAUUCUCCUCAGGUUGCUGGAGUCCCUCGCUUCAGGUUUGGUCUUUCAGAAGACGUGCCUCAGACCAACUCCUCCUCUCACUCUGACCUCGGCCAGCUCGCCUCGCAAGGAGGUCUUGGGAUGUAUGAAAGUCCUCUGUUCUUGGCGACUCAUGAGGAAGAGUCGGGAGGCCGCAGCGUUCCCACCACUCCACUGCAAGCUGCAGCUCCAGUAACUGUCUUCUCGGAGGCUGCACAGUCUGACACGACGGAGCACGCCUCGCAGUCGGUUCCCAUGGUGAGCACGUCCACGCCGGGCCUGGUGCUGCCAGGAACCGCCGGGGCCGGGGAGCAGAGAGAGAUCUUCCUGGAGCCAGACACGGAGAGGCCCAGUGCUGAAGCGUCUCUGGAUGCUGUGGUGUCGCAGGGAGACGCGGAGGAGCCGAGCCAGCCAUCUGACAAGGCCAACCUUCCCUCCACCAGCCAGGAGCCUUCCUCCAGCUCUGCAGAUACAGUCCCUAAACCCGCUCAUCACGGACAUUCCAGACAGCUGCAGCGCUUUCAUGACAGCCGUGGAGGUCGGAUGAAGAGAGGAGGUCAAACCUUCCCUCCCCGCGGCUUACAUGGGAGACGAUUUCUGAGAUGAAGCACUAAUCAGUACUAACUCCUAAAUGUAGGCAACACCAUUCAA
Poecilia latipinna (sailfin molly) is the source of this 5262-nucleotide messenger RNA. Its product is annotated as nucleoprotein TPR-like. Gene Ontology annotation, biological process: mRNA export from nucleus; regulation of mitotic spindle assembly; protein import into nucleus. The record is from RefSeq and is a predicted model, not a curated record. Lineage: Eukaryota; Metazoa; Chordata; Actinopteri; Cyprinodontiformes; Poeciliidae. Gene Ontology annotation, cellular component: nuclear pore. Gene Ontology annotation, molecular function: structural constituent of nuclear pore. The transcript has 37 exons. The annotation marks the transcript as partial.